Messenger RNA from Bradysia coprophila, 1023 nucleotides. RefSeq names its product 2',3'-cyclic-nucleotide 3'-phosphodiesterase-like. Gene Ontology annotation, cellular component: membrane; cytoplasm. Gene Ontology annotation, biological process: cyclic nucleotide catabolic process. Gene Ontology annotation, molecular function: 2',3'-cyclic-nucleotide 3'-phosphodiesterase activity. The record is from RefSeq and is a predicted model, not a curated record. Lineage: Eukaryota; Metazoa; Arthropoda; Insecta; Diptera; Sciaridae.
UUGAAAGUCUCACACGAUAUCAAUAUCUUGCAACGGAACGAGAUAAUCUUAUCAUCCAAAUGUGAGGAAGCAAACCCCAUAAAAAUGCGAAUCUUAAAUAUUGUGGGAUUACUUCUAACCAUAGUCACGACGCAGGUAUGCAGUCAGAAAAGUCCGUAUUUUUAUGGUUGGUUCUUCAACGAAACUAUAGCCAGUGGACUUGUCCAAAUCACUACGGAUUACUUAACACAAUUGUAUGCUGAUGUCGAAGAAGUCCAAAAAUUCCUACGUAAUGUAUCUACAACGGCAGACGUCGACAAUCCAUUGCUGUAUUACACCAAGCCAGUUGAUCCGAAUACAGGAGAUUACGACAAAUUUUUCCACAUCACAACGUUUUAUUGUGGCACUGCUGAUUGCAGCAAUUAUACGAGUCAGGUGACACAAUACAUUGAUCAAGCCUUUACUACCCAUCUUGUCGGAGUUUAUUUCACACCAAGAACAUAUGGAAUCAGAGUAAAUUUGACGAGUGUCCAAAAAGAAAUAUUCGACCUAAAUGAAGCGAAUGCUGUGACAUUGAGCCGGCUCAAUAGAAACGAUGAACCGUGUGAUGCCCAGCUGGUGAAUGGGAUUCAAUUCUGUCCUCAAGACGACACAAACUUCCAUCCUACAGAUACAAGAGCUCACGUAACCUUAGGAUGCGCACCGAAUGUAUCGGCAGUGACCACUGGAUUGGAUUUGAUAGAAAUUUUGAAUUUGGAAAUGAGUCCCAGCCAAUUCUGUGCACAGAUUCAGAUCGACGAAGGAAAUUUGAUUCAAAUGGGAGAGAAAUGUGACAUUUUUGUGGUUUAUUUGAAGAAGAAAAUGGUAGCUGAGUCAACGUUUGAAGCUUACUAUCGCAGUGAUGCUAUGCUAACAAUGUCGGUGCAGUGUAGGUUGCAAAAUUUUGUGUUCUUGGUGCUAGUGGUCGUAUUCCAUAAAUCCUUCCUACAAUUUAACUGAGUUGUCGUUGUCGUUACCUGACAAUUUAAAUAAAGAACUGUUUGA